Coregonus clupeaformis (lake whitefish) is the source of this 2272-nucleotide messenger RNA. RefSeq names its product gamma-aminobutyric acid receptor subunit alpha-6. Gene Ontology annotation, cellular component: synapse; dendrite membrane; neuron projection. The transcript has 10 exons. Gene Ontology annotation, molecular function: GABA-gated chloride ion channel activity; benzodiazepine receptor activity; transmitter-gated monoatomic ion channel activity involved in regulation of postsynaptic membrane potential. Lineage: Eukaryota; Metazoa; Chordata; Actinopteri; Salmoniformes; Salmonidae. The record is from RefSeq and is a predicted model, not a curated record. Bases 145 to 1551 code for a protein of 468 amino acids. Gene Ontology annotation, biological process: monoatomic ion transmembrane transport; regulation of postsynaptic membrane potential; gamma-aminobutyric acid signaling pathway.
CUUAAAACUCUUUAGUUUGUCAACUGAGCGAGUCAGAUGAGGCGCAGCCGCACUGGGGAAGUCGAGCAGGACUGGCGCAAAAGCCCUCUCGUUUUUACACUAAGCCGUGUGAUCAGCGUUUUGUAUGGUUUUAAAUGAUGGAAUAUGGAAAUUAUAACAGUUGACCACGGCUUUUUGACUGUGGAGUGUCUACGAGGCAUGGCUUUCGUUUUCACUUGUUUUUUUCUGUCCUGUGUGAGCAAUGUUUGGGGAAAUCAUGCGAAAUCAACAGAUACUGAGAAUAUCUAUUUGGAUAACAUCACGCGUGUAUUGGAUAGAUUACUAGAUGGAUAUGACAACAGACUGCGACCUGGAUUUGGAGGUCCAGUUACUGAGGUCAAAACAGACAUCUUUGUCACAAGCUUUGGUCCAGUGUCAGAUGUUGAGAUGGAGUACACUAUGGAUGUAUUUUUCCGUCAAACGUGGAUUGACGAGAGGUUGAAAUUCGAGGGCCCCAUUGAGAUUCUGCGGCUCAACAACCUCAUGGUCAGCAAGAUCUGGACACCAGACACAUUCUUCCGGAAUGGCAAGAGGUCCAUCUCUCACAACAUGACCACUCCCAACAAGCUGUUCCGCAUCAUGCAGAACGGAACUAUCCUAUACACUAUGAGAUUGACUAUAAAUGCAGAGUGUCCCAUGCGACUGAUGAACUUCCCGAUGGACGGCCAUGCCUGUCCUCUCAAGUUUGGUAGCUAUGCCUACCCCAUGAGUGAAAUUGUGUACACAUGGAAAAAAGGACCACUGUUCUCUGUGGAAGUACCAGAGGAGUCCUCCAGCUUGCUACAGUACGAUCUAAUAGGACAGACAGUAUCCAGUGAGAGGUUAAAAUCCAACACAGGUGAAUAUGUAGUCAUGACUGUUCACUUCCACCUGCAAAGGAAGAUGGGCUUCUUCUUGAUUCAGACAUACAUCCCCUGUAUCAUGACCGUGAUCCUGGCUCAGGUCUCUUUUUGGAUCAAUAAGGAAUCGGUUCCUGCUCGAACUGUAUUCGGCAUUACCACAGUGCUGACCAUGACCACACUCAGCAUCAGCGCCCGCCACUCUUUGCCCAAAGUCUCCUAUGCCACGGCCAUGGACUGGUUCAUCGCCGUGUGUUUCGCCUUCGUCUUCUCAGCCCUCAUCGAGUUUGCCGCAGUCAACUACUUCUCCACGCUGCAGGCCAACCAGGAGCUCCGCAAGGCGGCCGCCAUAAAGGCAGCCCAGGAGGCAGCAGAGGCUGGGAGGAGCGACGGGGAGUUCUCUUCGGACGCCAGCAGUAUGCUGAAGAAGAGGAUGAACUCCACGCCUCACUUUGAGAGACCAGCAGAGGUGUUCCCUAACCCUCCAGUGAAUGCCCAGGCCUUCCUUCAGCAAGGCUCAGCCAUGCCGUCCAACAACCUACUGACAGGCACCAGCAUCAUAGACAAGUACUCGCGCAUCCUCUUCCCUCUGUCGUUCGGGGCCUUCAACCUGGUGUACUGGAUCGUUUAUCUCACCAAGGACACCAUGGAGAUGACAAGGGACAGCGUGUGAGCCCCCUGCUGGAGGAAGCCCCCUCACUGAUCACACACACGCACACGGAUACACACACACACACACACACACUCACGCAUGCACGCACACACACCUGAGGACACUCACCGUUUGGAUAGAUGACAGAGCAACUUCCCAAGAUUGUUAUUUUUAUGCUGCCUCCAUACAUCCUUUCAGUGUGUGAGGAUUUGAAGGGCUUUGCCAACACCUGACCUGGGAGCUAAUGUUCACUCAUAGCUUGGGCUCUCAGUCUAUUUUUAGAAAGUAUAUGUCUCUCACACAUCGCUCUGUGUGUUCCCUCCUGAAGAGACUAUGUGCAUUGGUACUUCUCUUCCAAGUGUAAUGUCCUUUCCCUGUCGCUGCCUGAAUCAGUGGGUCUUUCCAAGAAGUAGCUGAGUGUCUGCCACAGGUCUGGAGGCAGUGGAGGCUCUUUGUCUGUGUAAAAUGGCGCACGGCUUGGCUCCGUCUACCCUGGACAGUACUGGAACACACCUGAGGGGAGAACUGUUUACUGACUGACGCUCUCCUCCCAAUUUUAACUUUGCCAUUUCUCUCAAUUUUUUGGUUAAUUGGCUUAUAUUCACUCCUCACAUGGAACAUUUCUUAGGUAAAGCCAAAUCUUCAAAGGGUUCUUAUUGGUUUCUCAGCAAUGUUCCCUCUAAUUUUUAUUGGCACUGAGCAAAUGUCUGUUCUGCUGAGCGCAAACUUGAACGUUGUGAAA